AUGCUAUUACUAGGUAUUUGGCUCGUUGCCCACUCCAACGUCGCUGUCAAGAAUAUCGCGGAGAAGCUAGCCGGAUGUGACUUCCUGGAUUUCCGCCUCAUUGUGUCGCACGAAUUUCAUUUCGAUUGGCAUGAGCAUUUAUACCACAAGAUCAGUAGUAACAUAAUACCAUCCGACCAAUUGCCUAAAGACAUUGUCGACACUGAGCGACGCCUUGGUGGAGCACGUGUCAUCCUCUGCACGCUGAGUAUGCUGUCAAAUGAAUCGUUGCAGAAGGCCGGAUUUAACAGACUCGUACCGGUCCACACUGUGAUUGUGGACGAGGCGAGCCAGAUCGAAGUCGGCGACUAUUUACCGCUCCUCCACAACCACGACAAAUCACUCAAGAAAUUAGUCUUUAUAGGGGAUGAUAAACAACUUUACCAGGGCCGGUUGAGGAGCGAACAUAGUGAUAGGGCGUUGUCUAGCUGCCGAUUCGUCGACGUGUCUGAAGGAAGAGAGACGAAAACUGGGAACAGCUGGCAGAAUGUCUCGGAAGCGCGGGAGGCGAUCCGGAUCGCCGCUAUUUGUCAAGCGCGCGGUCAGGCCUUCCGUCUCAUUACACCAUAUGAUGCCCAGCGCGGUCUGCUGGAGAAGCUACUCAAGGCGAGCGGAUUACCCUGGCAAGACAAGUGCUUCAAUGUAGACUCCUUCCAAGGCAACGAAGAGGACAACGUUAUCAUUUCCUGCGUUCGGUCUCAGAAGAUCGGAUUUCUGUCAAACUUGCGCAGAACAAACGUCAUGCUCUCACGCUGCAAGAGGGGUAUGUUCGUGAUCACGAGCAAGCAAUUUCUACACGGCAUUGCUUCCUCAUCGCUGAUGGGUAAGAUGGCCGCGGAGUGGGGCGACGAAGGGUGGUUGAGUCGUCGGCAGAUCCUACAAGGAGUGUUGUGA
Molecule: messenger RNA, 933 nt
Organism: Gloeophyllum trabeum ATCC 11539
Lineage: Eukaryota; Fungi; Basidiomycota; Agaricomycetes; Gloeophyllales; Gloeophyllaceae
Exons: 6
Coding region: 1-933 (310 amino acids)
Molecular function (GO): helicase activity
Source: RefSeq, a predicted model, not a curated record